GUACACUGUAAGUCAUCUUCGGAUUGAAAAUCACUUUCCUUACCCCCUUGCAGUUAACAAUUUUCUCAUCAUGGUUGUACUCUAAAGAGCUUGUAAGUGUAUUAAUCUUGGAUUUAUGAUCACCCAUUAGUUUUCUUUUAUGCCCAUAGCUUUUUUAAAUUCGGGUUGAUUGUAUGAGGCGCACUUUUGUGUUCAAUGCUAAGGAAAACUCAUUAGCAUUAGCUGGUGUUACUCAUACAUAUGUGGUGCUCAAUUCUGCGGGUGAAUGGCAAUUGAAGUUCUAUGAAGCCAUAUAGAGCGACCUUAUUUCAAAACCUUGUUCUAAGAAACUCUCAAGCUCCAAAGCCGUCCUUGAAUAGUAAUCAUCUUAUUGAUGCUCACAUUGUCAAAACUGGCUUCAAUCCAAAUACAUGCCGCUCUAACUUCCAGGUCAACAGCUUUCUCGAGAGAGGAGAUCUUGUCCACGCACAUCAGGUAUUUGAUCAAAUGCCUGCCAAGAAUACGAUCUCUCUCAACAUGAUGAUUUCUGGUCACCUUAAGUUUGGUAAGUUAUCUAAAGCUAGAGAGUUGUUUGAUGGCAUGGUGGAACGUACGGCAGUGUCAUGGACUAUUUUGAUUGGUGGUUAUUUGCAAUCUAACCAAUCUAAAGAAGCGUUUAGGCUUUAUGCUGAUAUGAGAAGGGGAGGGCUAGAACCAGAUUAUGUGACUCUAGUGACUUUAUUAUCAGGCUUUGGUGAAUUGGAAACUAAGAAUGUGAUUGUUCAAAUUCAUACCCAAGUCAUUAAACUUGGAUAUGAGUACAAUCUCAUGGUUUGCAACUCGUUGGUUGAUGCCUAUUGCAAAACACAUUGCUUAUAUUUAGCUAGUCAGCUCUUCAAGCAUAUGUUAAACAAAGACACAGUAACCUUCAAUUCCUUAAUGACAGGUUACACAAAUGAGGGAUUGAGUGAAGAAGCAAUAAAGCUCUUUCUAGAACUGCACAAUAGUGGAAUAAAGCCUUCAGACUUCACGUUUGCGGCCCUUCUAUCUGCUGCUGUUGGUCUAGAUGACAUAAAGUUUGGACAACAGGUUCAUGGUUUUGUUCUCAAGACCAACUUCGUUAGGAAUGUGUUUGUGGGAAAUGCAUUACUAGAUUACUACUCAAAGCAGGACCAAGUGGAUGAGGUAAGGAAGCUUUUUUGUGAGAUGCCAGAGUUAGAUGGAAUAUCAUAUAAUGUAGUCAUCACAAGCUAUGCUUGGAAUGGGCAAUUCAAAGAAUCUUUUGAUCUUUUCAGGAAAUUACAGUUUACUAGAUUUGACCGGAAGCAAUUCCCUUUUGCAACACUAUUGAGCAUAGCUACAAGUAGUCUUAAUUUGAGAAUGGGUCGGCAAAUACAUUGUCAGGCAAUUACAGUUGGAGCAAAUUUUGAACCUCUGGUAGAAAAUGCUUUGGUUGACAUGUAUGGCAAAUGUGACAGAGAUGAGGAAGCUCAGAAGAUAUUUGAUAAUAUUGCUUUUAAAAGUACAGUGCCAUGGACUGCAAUGAUCUCGGCCUACGUUCAGAAGGGAAAGCAUGAAGAAGGAAUAAAUGUAUUCAGUGACAUGCGAAGAACUGGUGUCCCUGCUGAUCAAGCGACCUUUGCUAGUAUCUUAAGAGCAUGUGCAAAUCUGGCUUCAAUUUCUUUGGGAAGGCAACUGCAUUCAUUGCUAAUUCGAUCAGGAUAUAUGUCCAAUGUAUAUUCUGGGAGCGCGUUGCUAGAUACAUAUGCAAAAUGUGGUUGCAUGACAGAUGCCAUAAAAUCUUUCGGAGAGAUGCCUGAGAGGAAUUCUGUCUCGUGGAAUGCUUUAAUCUCAGCUUAUGCACAGAAUGGGAAUGUUGAAGGCACGCUCAAUUCGUUUCAGCAGAUGAUUCAGUCGGGCUAUAAGCCAGAUUCUGUUAGUUUUCUCAGCGUUUUGUCAGCUUGCAGUCACUGUGGUUUCGUCGAAGAAGCUCUUUGGCACUUCAACUCCAUGACUCAAAUUUAUGAAGUCACUCCUAAGAGAGAACACUAUACAUCAAUGGUUGAUGUAUUGUGUCGAAAUGGAAGAUUUGAUGAAGCUGAAAAGUUAAUGACUCAAAUGCCAUUUGAGCCUUCUGAGAUCAUGUGGUCCUCGGUAUUAAACUCAUGCAGAAUUCAUAAGAAUCAUGAAUUGGCCAAGAAAGCAGCAGAUCGGCUUUUUAAUAUGGAAGAUCUUCGAGAUGCUGCUCCUUAUAUCAACAUGUCUAAUAUUUAUGCGGUAGCUGGUCAGUGGGACAAUGUUGCAAAGGUCAAGAAGGCAAUGAGGGACCGGGGGGUUAGAAAGGUCCCAGCCUAUAGUUGGGUUGAGAUCAAACAUCAGACUCAUGUAUUCUCAGCAAAUGAUAAGUCCCAUCCCCAGAUGAAGAAGAUUUUGAGAAAGAUCGAUGCAUUAUCGAAGGAAAUGGAGAAGAAAGGAUAUAAGCCAGACACAACUUGUGCCCUUCACGAUGAGGAUGAGGUUAUUAAAAUUGAAUCUCUUAAAUACCACAGUGAACGCUUAGCUAUUGCAUUUGCUCUACUCAACACACCGGAUGGGUUGCCAAUCGUGGUAAUGAAAAACUUGAGAGCUUGUACAGACUGUCAUGCUGCAAUCAAGGUAAUCUCACAGAUUGUUGAAAGGGAAAUUAUUGUUAGAGAUUCAAGUAGGUUUCAUCAUUUUAAAGACGGCGUUUGCUCCUGUGGGGAUUAUUGGUGACCGUAAAAUCUUAUGAGCAGUAUAGACUAUCAUCACAACAAGCAAUGCAUGCAAUCAUUCUGUAGAGAUGAACUUGGUUGUCACGAACUUGGAAAUGUAUUAUAAAAGCUAUUGCGACCUUGGUGCAGAGUCGGUUGCGUACACAGGCUGAGUAUAUUAAAAUAAUACGAAUAUGAAAUGAAAAAGUGUCGUGUAAAACCUGAUUCUUGGGUCACAAUGGAAGAUCAAUUUCCUUUCUCCAUCCAUGAGGCGUGGUUCACUAUUAUGUUUUAGGAUUCCAUUAUUCUUAUAUUUGUAGUAUUUUAUACUUUCAAUAGUUUUAUUUGUGCCGUUGAUAUUA
Cucumis melo (muskmelon) is the source of this 3073-nucleotide messenger RNA. RefSeq names its product putative pentatricopeptide repeat-containing protein At2g01510. Gene Ontology annotation, molecular function: zinc ion binding; RNA binding; protein binding. The transcript has a single exon. Gene Ontology annotation, biological process: RNA modification. The coding region runs from base 283 to 2733 and encodes 816 amino acids. The record is from RefSeq and is a predicted model, not a curated record. Lineage: Eukaryota; Viridiplantae; Streptophyta; Magnoliopsida; Cucurbitales; Cucurbitaceae.